ACUUGUUUACUGAAGUGCGUUGUAGAAAGAAGUGCGUUGUAUAAUAAGUAUUAUUAUAUUGUAAUAUUUUUAUUUGGGUAAGUUGAAUUAUACAGUUAUUAUCAAUAAAUAAUUUAUAAAAUACAAUUAGGUUUAGUCAAUUGACUUAUUACUUAUAUCUGAAUCAAACGGUCGUAUAGCCCCAUAUACCGAUUAGAAUUUUCAGUGAUAAAAAGAGAAACACGAGAGGAAAAAAAAGGUUUAUGUAUGUUUAGGUUUAUUUAAGUUUUUUAAUCAUGCCGAAAAAUCAACAAACCCAACAAAUAUUGAAUGAUACAAGAGAUGAUUCGUCUUCAUCUCGGGUCGUUAUGCUGUUUGGAUCAGACGAGGAAUGUGACUUAACAUCAGAUGACUUAACAUCCGGCGAUGAAGAUACGUUGUCUGUAAAUCAAUUGACUGGUAUCCGACGGUUCCCAGUACCAGAUUCCCGAAAACCGUGUACUGUAACCAAUUCUCGGGAGCGCUGGCGCCAACACAACGUUACUGGUGCCUUUGCAGAACUUCGUAAAUUGGUACCCACUCACCCACACGAUAAGAAAUUAUCGAAAAAUGAAAUUUUAAGAAUGGCUAUCAAGUACAUUCGUCUUUUAAGUGGAGUCCUCGAAUGGCAAGAGAAUCAACAAGAUUUCAGCAAUAAUAAUGAAGACUGUAUGGACAAUAAUGUGUAUUUAUAAUUAUAAUAUUUAUGGCAAAAGAAACUAUUACAUUAUUAUAUGACGAUGAUCGUAAUAAUAAUACGUCAUGAUAUAGAUAUAAUUUAAAUAUGCCCUGAUGAAUAAACGCACAGAAAUAAAAGACUAUGCUACUA
Molecule: messenger RNA, 847 nt
Organism: Acyrthosiphon pisum (pea aphid)
Lineage: Eukaryota; Metazoa; Arthropoda; Insecta; Hemiptera; Aphididae
Product: helix loop helix protein 3B-like
Exons: 3
Coding region: 276-713 (145 amino acids)
Biological process (GO): regulation of transcription by RNA polymerase II
Molecular function (GO): DNA-binding transcription factor activity, RNA polymerase II-specific; protein dimerization activity; RNA polymerase II cis-regulatory region sequence-specific DNA binding
Source: RefSeq, marked provisional